Messenger RNA from Oncorhynchus nerka (sockeye salmon), 1463 nucleotides. RefSeq lists its product as uncharacterized. The coding region runs from base 422 to 829 and encodes 135 amino acids. The record is from RefSeq and is a predicted model, not a curated record. Lineage: Eukaryota; Metazoa; Chordata; Actinopteri; Salmoniformes; Salmonidae. The transcript has 4 exons.
UCCAGUAUCUAGUUAGGUGUCCAGUAUCUAGUUAGGUGUCCAGUAUCUAGUUAGGUUUCCAGUAUAUCUUGGUCCAGCCCUGCUACCCAGUGCUCCAGUCUCUGCAGCCUAUACCCAGGCCCCUCCAGACCAGGUUUUCUCAGGUCCAGGUAUCCUUGCCAGGCCUACCGCCUAACCACCUCCAGAUAAGCCUUCGUGGCCUCCAUUUCUCUAGCCAGGUAGGCCCGCCAACCCCAGUACUCCAGUCUUGCUGCUCCACCCAGGCUCUUCCAGUCCAGGUCCAGCUAUCGCUGUCCGGCCCGGCCAUGGUUCUGUGUGAGGACAGGGAGUGUGGGGUGUGUUAUCAGCCCUACUCCCGUCAGGAUCGGAUCCCCGGGUGCUCCACUGUAGACACACCUUCUGUGCCACCUGCUUAGAGACCAUGUCCCAGCCCAAGAGUGACAUGGUCACCGUGUGCUGCCCGCUGUGCCGCCAGACCACCUGUGUAGGGCGCGGCCUCAGCCUUCAGGAGGCGCUGUGGGUCAACUCACGCCUCUGGGAAUACAUACCUGAGAGCAAAGAAGAGGAGGAGGAGGUGAAGGAAGAAGAGGAGGAGGAGGAGGGGAAGGAAGAAGAGGAGGAGGAGAGAGUGGAGGCUGACAGACAGACACAGGCCUCCUCACAGGCAGAAUGCCCUACAUCGAAGCGCUCUAGAAAAAUGCUGAAAUUUCCGGCCUUCUUCAGGAAAUUCAGUCUGACAAAACCACAGCAUCAAGAGAGUCUUGUGCCUGGUUGUGGCAACGUGGAGAUGAAAUCCUGGCGCAGGCUUCCAACUGCUGACACUUUUUAGGUCUCUCACGCGCUAGACGCAGGGAUGUGCUGUAUAAACAAUAGAGUGUUUACAGUUCCUCUCUGAUAUAAUAAUCUGCAUCUUUUGAACAAUGACGUGUAAGAUUACCAGUUGACACCCACAGUCAACGGGCAACACUGUUAAAGAACAGCUCAGAGACAGUUGGGUCUGUAUCCAAUAUGGCACCCUAGUCCCUACAGGCUCUGGUUAAAAGUAGUGUACUAUAUAGGGAAUAGGGUGCCAUAGGGCUCUGGUCUAAAGUAGUGCACUAUAUAGGGAAUAGGUUGCCAUAGGGCUCUGGUCUAAAGUAGUGCACUAUAUAGGGAAUAGGGCUCUGGUCUAAAGUAGUGCACUAUAUAGGGAAUAGGGUUCCAUAGGGCUCUGGUCUAAAGUAGUGCACUAUAUAGGGAACAAGGUGGCGUUUGGGACGUACGUUUGGAGAAGCCAGUACGCGUCCAUGUGUGUAUUGACUCUGACAAGAUAGCCUUCAUUGUUGAGAAGCAGUGAAACCGCCCCCAUUGGUCCUGUCUUCUUCCCCAUUGGUUAUUUUAGCUUUAAUUCCCCACAGCUGGUGCAGUGGGAUUUGGUUCAGCUGUCUCUAGGACAGACGUCCCAGUGGAAGCCAGGGUGCCCC